GAAAAAGAGGACUGAAUGGACACAGAAAAUUAAAAAAGAAAAGAGAGAGGAGAGAGAGAGAGAGAGUGAUGUCAUCAUUGUGCUGGGCUGUGCUCUCUCCUCCCCUCUGUCUCGCGACAUUGCACAGACACACAGGAAGGAGCAAAAACAGGCUGGACACACAUACAUACAUAGAAGAACCAGAGAGGAGGACGGAGAAGCACACACCCACAUUCAGCAUCCUUUCAGUGGCAGCAUCAGUACCAAAGACUGUCCACCCCUCUGUCAGUAUAAUCUGACGAUAUGGCUGAGGGUUCGGGUGAGGUUUCACUGGCAGAGGUUGAGACUGCAUUUCGUAAAUUUGCAAUUCAUGGAGACACCAAGGCAACAGGGAAGGAGAUGAAUGGGAAAAACUUUGUUAAGCUGUGUAAGGACUGCAAGGUCAUCGACGGGAAAAAUUUAACCAGCACGGAUAUGGACAUUAUCUUCAGCAAAGUCAAGGCUAAGACAGCACGCGUGGUCACGUUUGAGCAAUUCACUCAAGCCAUGUCUGAGUUGGCUCCCAAACGUUUUAAAGGGAAAAGCCAGGAGGAGGCAGUACAGCUUCUCUAUGGUCUUAUUGCUGGCAAAGAACCCACCAACACUGGUGUCACUAAAGUGGCAAAAGCCUCAGCUGUGGACAGGCUAACAGACAGCAGUAAGUAUACUGGUUCUCACAAGGAGCGCUUUGAUGCAUCAGGAAAAGGAAAAGGCCGUGUGGGGAGGGAAGACAUCCCGGAUACCAGUGGAUAUGUCUCAGCAUACAAAGGCCAAGACACAUACAACAGCAAAGUUAAAGAGGACGAAUGAGAGAGAAAUGGAUAAAAGGAGAAAAGUGCUUUAUGCAUGACAUAAUGUGUAUUUCUGAAGUCUUCCUGAUUUCAUAUUAGCAGCUAUAGCUAUUCUCUAAAAACAAAUCUCUUGCUAAAACCUUGCAUGAAAACCUGUCUCACAAACUUGCAUCAAAUUGCACCUUCAUCUUCAUGUGGUAACAAGCACUUUUGCCUUUGACACAUUUGCCUUUCUUAAAAUUAAUAUAUCAUUCAAUUUUAUAAUCUAAUUAAAGGUUAAUAUAUUUGCUGGCUAAAUUAGCUUUAUUGUGAAGUCUUUGUGCUUCUUAGCUCUGUUGCACUGAGAUCUCUAUUAGUCUGUAAACACUGGACUGGAGUCGACUCAAAUAAAGUAUGUACUAAGAAAUACCACAUGGGAAUACUUGACUUCUAUUACAACACACGUUAUGUGAUGCUUUGCACAAUUUUUGACUUUGUUAGGUUUUAUUGUGGGCAGAGGUGUGGUGUGUUCCUUUGAAUAUGUGUUUUGGGGCUUAAAUCAAUAAGAGGCAAGAGACAGAUAGCAAUCUUUUCCUGGGAAAGGAUUGCUUGGAACAGAUAACAGUUCUUCCUUAGAGAUUCAUUCUUGUGGUCAGUUUCAUCAUGUUACAUGUCAUGGCUUUGAAUGAGCGUUUCAUUGUGUUGAUGUGUUGUGCAGUAUUGUAGUGUAAAGCUCAGUGGAGUUUUGUAUUUCAGUGCGUCUGAAGUAGGUCACAGUUACAGGACCUGAUUUCCACCUCCAAGAAUACUGGCCUUCUUCUUAUUCAUAUUAAUGAUGUAAAGCUCCCCUUUACAAACAAUUACUCACUCACACACACACACACACACACACACACACACACACA
Molecule: messenger RNA, 1693 nt
Organism: Myxocyprinus asiaticus (Chinese sucker)
Lineage: Eukaryota; Metazoa; Chordata; Actinopteri; Cypriniformes; Catostomidae
Product: tubulin polymerization-promoting protein family member 3-like
Exons: 4
Coding region: 283-828 (181 amino acids)
Biological process (GO): positive regulation of protein polymerization; microtubule polymerization; microtubule bundle formation
Cellular component (GO): microtubule
Molecular function (GO): tubulin binding
Source: RefSeq, a predicted model, not a curated record